AGUAUGUAUUCAGCAGUAUCACCCAGACAGAGUCACUCUGAGAGCUGAAGACUGCAGUGGAGACUUCACAUCUGCAGAUACAGCAAAAACCCACUUAAUGGCAUCAACACGUUUACAGAAGAUCAAAGAGCUGAAGAUGAAUGAGGAUAUAUAUGCAAAUUCAGGAAUUACAGACAACACAUCAACUCAUUCAGACGACAGCCAUGAUUAUGAGGACAUCUACGCCAAUGAAGAUGAUGUCCCAGAGACGAGUGUGACCAGAAGCUGUAAAGGAACCUCAGUUUCCAGAGUCAAUACGGUAGGAAGAAGAUACUACAGACUGACUGCAGUGUGUCUGGGGCUGCUGUGUUUUCUCCUGCUGACUGCCAUCACAGUGCUGUGGAUCAAGUUCAACAACCUGACUACAGAGAGAGACCAGUUACAGACCAGCUACAUCAACCUGACUAGAGAGAGAGACCAGAUACAGACCAGCUACAUCAACCUGACUAGAGAGAGAGACCAGAUACAGACCAGCUACAUCAACCUGGCUAGAGAGAGAGACCAGAUACAGACCAGCUACAUCAAUCUGACUAGAGAGAGAGACCAGAUACAGACCAAUAAUGAGAACAUGGCAAAUGAGAUGGGCCAAUUACAGAAAGAAAAGGAAACGCUUCAGAAGAAUUUGGCAGAAUUAGAGCAAGAAAAGAAAACUUCCAGUUUCUACUACAUCUCUACUGAGAAGAAGAGCUGGAGUGAGAGCAGAAAGUUCUGCAGAGAGAGAGGAGCAGACUUGGUGAUCAUAAACAGCAGAAAGGAACAGGAGUUCAUCAGUGAAGCAUUUGGCAGCUCUGAAGCUUGGAUUGGUCUGACGGAUGUUGACACAGAGGGGGUCUGGAAAUGGGUGGACAAAUCAACACUGACCGCUAAGUUCUGGUGGACAGGGGAACCCAAUGAUUAUGGACGAAAUGAGGACUGUGCUAUAACUGGCUAUGAAGGUGCUGGAUCUGAACGAGUCUCAACCUGGGCUGAUUAUUCCUGUGAUCGUCUUGCAGUUGGAAUCUGUGAGAAAAGAUUUUAGUUUAGUCUACAUGAGGGUGAACAGCAGGACCUGAGUUUGUCUGUACGUUUAAGAUUAUAUAUGAUAUAUUUUACACUCGUACAGCAUUUAUCUUACAUUUUCUAAAAAAAAUAUGGAUUUACUUGCAGCAAAAAAAUAGAACUUUUGUAGCAAAUCAGUUACUGCCUGACAAGCUUUUGAGCCUGGCACUUACCCCCACCCCCCCAACACACA
Messenger RNA from Pygocentrus nattereri (red-bellied piranha), 1270 nucleotides. RefSeq names its product C-type lectin domain family 4 member K-like. Lineage: Eukaryota; Metazoa; Chordata; Actinopteri; Characiformes; Serrasalmidae. Bases 98 to 1057 code for a protein of 319 amino acids. The transcript has 5 exons. The record is from RefSeq and is a predicted model, not a curated record.